Messenger RNA from Aspergillus udagawae, 3486 nucleotides. Its product is annotated as forkhead domain protein. Gene Ontology annotation, biological process: regulation of ribosomal protein gene transcription by RNA polymerase II. Gene Ontology annotation, cellular component: nucleus. Bases 1 to 3486 code for a protein of 1161 amino acids. The record is from RefSeq and is a predicted model, not a curated record. The transcript has a single exon. Gene Ontology annotation, molecular function: sequence-specific DNA binding; DNA-binding transcription factor activity; protein binding. Lineage: Eukaryota; Fungi; Ascomycota; Eurotiomycetes; Eurotiales; Aspergillaceae.
AUGUCGUCGCAGACCAUGACAGCGCCAGCGGUGGGCCAUCGACCUCCUGAUGCAGGUCCAGAUAUGUCGUCCCUGUUCGACUAUGGCCGCCCUCACCAUCAUCAUCACCACCAAGAGGGCCAAGAGCAGCAGCAGGAGGAACAUCAGAACCACCAGCAACAGCGAGACAACGGCCCUUUCUCCCCGCGCAGCGACUCCGCAAACCGCGCUCAGCACGAUUCUACCUUUAACAAUCCUGUCUCUCCUCCCAACGGUUUACCCUCUGUCUCGGGUAUGAAUGGUAUCAAGUCCGAGCCCAGUGAUGCAGGAAACGAUUUCGCCGGCACAGAGUCAGGUUAUCAGAACGAUCUCCGCCGUCAGUCCGCCGCCAGCGCCCUUCUGGCUCAACUCCUCGGCAACCAAUCUUCUGCGCCUCCCGCCGGCGCCGAAACACAACCUGCAGAAUCCUCAACCUCGACUAAUAACCCUCCCAAUCCGACCGAAAGCUCUCAAAAUAAUUCCUCAGAUCAAAUUGCGGGUGGCCAAGGAAAAACAAGCGUCUAUACAGAGAUCUCUGCGCCCGCAGAGUCGGCCGCCGGCCAAGACCAAUUUUCCGCAUCAACUGACUUACCACGCUUGCCCCGGGAUGGAGAGAAAAAUCGCGAAGAUAAACCCGCUGAUAUGUCGUUUCCGAAAUCCGAGGAAUCUGGGAAUCAUGGAGUUGAUGCAGUAAUCAAGACGCCGGAUCCUGCAGAAGGUUUGACGGAUCCUAUGAUGUUCUCCAAGGGGGGCCUGAACGACUCUGACCUUUUCACACCUUUCGAUCUCGCAUCUGCCGGGAAGAACCCUUUCGACAAUGAGAUGCUUACCUCGGCCUAUCUGUCCCAGUCUGCUGACCUCUCAACAUUGGGGUAUUCGGCAGGUCAUUUGCAGGAUGGUACAGGCUCGCUCGGCGGAUCGGAACCGCGCAUCCAGGCUUUUGCCAAAUUAGAAUUCGACGACGGACAUUUUUACUGCAAUACUUAUUCGUUCAUUCUGGGCCGAGACGUACGAGCAGCUCGGGCGGCGCAUCAGCGGGAGUUUCAGGCCAGGCAGGCGAUCAGGACAUCAAGGCCGAAAAGUUCGAGUGGUGGCAAUGCAUCGCACACGCCGGUUCGUGUAAAACAUGAGGGCAGUGGCAUGAUAGGAAGUGUUGUGAGCGACCGAGGUGGUAUCAUGGGACUUGACCCUGACAUUCCUGCUCAUCUUCCUAAACGUCUCAGUCGGAGGUCGUCACACUCGUCCGAAGCGGGCGCUCCACUACAUGCGACCCCGGCUCAACUCCAAUCCACUACUGACUACAAUGCGCUUGCGAUGCAAUCGCUGCACGAAACCAACGGAGAUGCAAAGCCUGUAGAUGCACUCGCUCUCCUACCUUCGCCCGAUGCUUGCCCGACUAUCCCCAUUCACCCUCCUACUACUCUUGACGGUAGUGCCGCUGGACACCGAGGCAUUUCACGUAAACAUGUCAAGAUUGCCUUCAACUUUGAUAAGAACCUGUUCGAAAUGGAAGUGAUGGGCAGAAAUGGUGCUUUUAUCGGUGCUGACUGGCUAUCGCCGGGUCAAGUCCGUCCUUUGCAUAGUGGUGAUUACAUACAAAUCGGCGGAGUGCGCAUACGAUUUUUGCUGCCAGAUGUACCGAUUGGCGAGACUGGAGCCGACAGAGUUGAGGAACCAUCGAUAGAAGAGGACGGGAAUGCCAAGGCAUCUGUCGGCGCCGAGAAUGACGCAGAAGGAGCUGCGGAAAAGAGUGCCAGCGAAGGAGCUGAAAACAAGGACCCAUCCAAGCCGACCAAGCUCAUUCUAAAGACCAAAGAAUCAGACCCUUCACGACCGGUGCCUUCUAUCGAAGGUACCGGAGACGGCGUUCAGCUCCCUGCUCGUCGAAGGGGUCCUGGGCGACCUCCCAAAGACGGCAUCAUGUCCAAGCGCGAACGUGCAGAGUUGGCAAGGGAGCAGAAACUGGCUGCGAAGCGGGAAGCGAACGGAGGCGUCACUCCUCCUCCGCUGAAUCGACCCAAAGCCGGUAAGACGACAACCACAGCCACACCAACGGUGGGCACUGCAGCCGCUACACCGAGCCUUCCUGGCGAGGGCGAGUCUCCCGGGUCGAAGCCGGAAAAGCGCAAGUACACCAAACGGAAGAAGCCGGACGGAACGCUCAUGGACUAUCCCCUGCCUUCUACUGAGGGUGGCCCAUUUCCUCUGGAACAACGCCCGGAAGAGUUCAUCAAGGCUCCUCCGGUCAAGAAGCGCAAACCUUCACGGUCACCCUCUCCCAACUACCCUCCCGAAUCCGCCUACACACCAGAGGAUCUGGCAAAGCCACCGUACAAUUACGCUGUGCUGAUCUUCGACGCCCUCACGGAAGCAGGUACGCCGAUGACCUUGAAGCAGAUCUAUCGUGCUCUGAAGUUGAAAUACCCCUAUUUCCGUUUCAAGUGCGAGACCGAGGGUUGGACCUCCAGUGUACGGCACAACUUGAACGGCAACAGCCACUUGUUCAUGCACGCCGAACGAGAUGGCAAAGGAUGGUCGUGGCAGCUUCGACCGGGGGCAUCCGUCGAAAAGGAAAAGAAGAGACGUCCGUCUCCUCCACCGCCAUCACAGCCUCCAUCCGUACCGGCUUCCGCCCCUCAAUACAUGCCACCGUUGAACCCAUCCUAUGGAAAUCCACAGAAUGGGCAAACGAAUCUGGCGAAUCAGCAUUUCCAGUUCCCGACGAUGCCUCCGAAUACCUAUGCUCCUCCCACACCAGCUCCUGCCUCUUCUGCUACAGCACCUGCCACCCCUGCUCCUCGUCAUCAAGAUCCAUAUCCUCCUCCUCACCCUCCGCCGCAGGCGGUCCCAGCCUCGGCCCCUUUCCCAAUACCCAGUCCAUUACGGAACAAUCUUCCGCCCGCCUUUGCUCAGACUACGCCUUCUACAUAUACUUCACCCUAUGCAUCCGAUCCCCCACCGCAGCUGGCUCAGUUUCAGCAACCUCAGCAACCGCAGCAACCACCAGGGAUGCACUCGCAAUCGCAACAUCACUCACCGUACCCUCCACACAAUGCUACUGCACCGCCACCGCCGCAACAACAGCAGCAUAUGCCACCUCCGCAUCCGAGCAACCCUCAGCAGCCACAGCAGUAUCUCGCACCGAACCAGGGACCACCGAUGCAGCCUCCACAGCAGCAUCAGCAACCCAACUACAAUGUGGCGCCCAUGAACGCGGCUCCCACGCCUAUGGGGGUUCCCGAAUCUGUGUCGUUUGAGGAGCGUGCAAGCAAAGCCAUUGAUGACUUUGAGGCUGUUCUCCUGGAAGACUAUGAGGACAAGAAUCACAUCAAGGAAGUGCUCAAGAGCGCACGGGCUCGUGCUCUGGGCCACGCGACAGAAAGCUCAUUCCCUGGCGGGGAGCCCAAGGACGAGGCUGUCAUUCUGGACGCGCUUCGCACCUUGAUUGGAGGCUUGAGAGACCAGUAA